GGGGGGGGGAAAGUUUGCAUUGCAAUCCCCUGCCUUCCUUCCCUUUCUCCCGAUCAAUGCAUAUUUGCAAAAGGAUUAAGCUACAGAUUUAAGCGCCGGGACCCAUUUCUGCUUUGCAAAGGAGACCGGACUGAAAAACCAAAAGCCUGCUCUGAUUUCUUUUCGCCAAGUGGGAAGGUGGUUUAUUUUUCUUGCUUUUUGGAGUCAACACCCUUCCCCGCCAGCCCUUAUCCCCACCCUCACCCCCGCAACCCCUUCACGCCCCCCCCUCCCCCUCCCCACUCUCCAUCCUCCCAUCCUCUAAAGAGGCAAAGGGAUUUUUUUUUCUUUUGGUCUUCUUUUAACCCCCUUCCCUGUUUAUCCUGAAAAGGAUUUGAAGACAGCUUGAAGGAUAAAAAGCCUUGGUGCUUCCAGGAGCCAAGCCGAGAAGAAGAGGAAGAGCCGGGGGCCGCCGUUGCCUUUGGAGAUGGACGAGCAGCCCAGGCUGAUGCAUUCCCAUGCUGGGGUCGGGAUGGCCGGACACCCCGGCCUGUCCCAGCACUUGCAGGAUGGGGCCGGAGGGACCGAGGGGGAGGGCGGGAGGAAGCAGGACAUUGGAGACAUUUUACAGCAAAUUAUGACCAUCACAGACCAGAGUUUGGAUGAGGCGCAGGCCAGAAAACAUGCUUUAAACUGCCACAGAAUGAAGCCUGCCUUGUUUAAUGUGUUGUGUGAAAUCAAAGAAAAAACAGUUUUGAGUAUCCGGGGAGCCCAGGAAGAGGAGCCCACAGACCCCCAGCUGAUGCGGCUGGACAACAUGUUGCUGGCGGAGGGAGUGGCGGGGCCGGAGAAGGGAGGGGGCUCGGCAGCGGCGGCGGCGGCCGCGGCGGCUUCUGGAGGGGCAGGUUCGGACAACUCAGUGGAGCAUUCCGAUUACAGAGCCAAACUCUCACAGAUCAGACAAAUCUACCACACAGAGCUGGAGAAAUACGAGCAGGCAUGCAACGAGUUCACCACCCACGUGAUGAACCUCCUGCGAGAGCAAAGCCGGACCAGGCCCAUCUCCCCAAAGGAAAUCGAGCGAAUGGUCAGCAUCAUCCACCGCAAGUUCAGCUCCAUCCAGAUGCAGCUCAAGCAGAGCACGUGUGAAGCCGUCAUGAUCCUGCGCUCCCGGUUUCUGGACGCACGGCGGAAGAGACGGAAUUUCAACAAGCAAGCUACAGAAAUCCUGAACGAAUAUUUCUAUUCCCAUCUCAGCAACCCUUAUCCCAGUGAGGAAGCCAAAGAGGAGUUAGCCAAGAAGUGUGGCAUCACAGUCUCCCAGGUAUCAAACUGGUUUGGAAAUAAGCGAAUCCGGUACAAGAAGAACAUAGGUAAAUUUCAAGAGGAAGCCAAUAUUUAUGCUGCCAAAACGGCUGUCACUGCUACCAAUGUGUCAGCCCAUGGAAGCCAAGCUAACUCACCCUCAACUCCCAACUCAGCUGGUGGAUACCCUUCGCCAUGUUAUCAGCCAGACAGGAGGAUACAGUGACGGACUCGCAGCCAGUCAGAUGUACAGUCCGCAGGGCAUCAGUGCUAAUGGAGGUUGGCAGGAUGCUACUACCCCUUCAUCAGUGACCUCCCCUACAGAAGGCCCUGGCAGUGUUCACUCUGAUACCUCCAACUGAUCUCCCCGCAAUCGCAUCCCGGCUGACCCUGUGCCCCAGUCGGGGCAGGGGCAGGAGGGGGGGUUUCUCUCCCAACGCUGAAGCGGUCAGACUGGAGGUCGAAGCAAUCAGCAAACACAAUAAGAGUCUCCUUCUCUUCUCUUCUUUGGGAUGCUAUUUCAGCCAAUCUGGACACUUCUUUACACUCUCUUCCCUUUUUUUUAAUUUUCUGGGUAGAAGCCACCCUUCCCUGCCUCCAGCUGUCAGCCUGGUUUCCGUCAUCUUCCCUGUCCCUUUCCCCCUGUCCUAGACUCCCUGGGCCCCUGCCCUCUAUUACAUCACUGAAGGAUAUUUUCAACCAUUAGAGAAAUUGAAAGAGGAAAAAAAUGACAAAGAAAAUAAUAAAAGCGUUUGUAUGUUUUCAUGCUGGUGGUUUGAGGAGCCAAAUUUACCUCAUUCGGAUCCCUCACUCCCUGUAUCAACAGGCAGUCCUUCUCUGUUUUUCUCGUUACUCUCACUACCUCUUAGCAGGAAUACGCCACAUUGCCCUACUACUUCCGGGCCUCCCUGUCCCCUCUUGCUCUUAACUCCCCGGGGACAAUUCUGAUUGGAACGUUUUCCUCCUCUUCCUUCCCAUCCCCAGUUAUUCUUUGGGGACUGGCGUAGCAGGGCUUUGAAAGCUGCCACAUUUUCUGGUUACAGCUCCACUAGGUUGAUUCCCAGGCAGGAUAUCAGGCCUCAGGAGAGCACACAGAACAGGAAGGGCAGAAUUCCUAUAGGCUUUUUCAUCUUCCUGAUAACAGUUCUUGGUUUCGGAGGCACAGUCUUUGGAGACCAUUCAGCAUUUAGUAAAGCAAUUUUCAGAACCUGCUCGAAUCUGAGUUGGGCACGGUGAUGAAUGCAACACUUAACAAGUAGAAGUUUCCUUUUCCUGAAACCCUUCAACUGUCCUUCCUCACGUGCAUACAUACACGUGUGCACACAUACACUCACAUGCAGGUAUAUGCACAACCUCACACAUUCACUUUCUGGAGAACAUUCACAUGUUAUUUGCAAACAUUUACAUUAGUAACCAUAGGACUGUGCAUUGUGAGCCCAGGAGAGGGAAUUAGCCACUCUGAGUGAAGGUUGCUGUCACUGAGAAGGAUAUGAGUCUGGGGCUUCCACGACCUAAAGGCCCACCCACAUGCACAUAACAGAACAACGUACACAGGAUUUGCUCGUGUUGAAGGCCAGGUUUCCAGUGUUAACUAUUCCCAUUCCCUCCCACCUCUGGAGUUCUCAGGGAGCCACACACAGUACUUAUAGCAUCCAUAGUGGAUUUGGUUUUCUUUGGUUUUAUUUUUAUAUUGGGGAUCUUUCAUUAAUUCUCCGAAGUGUUAUACAACACCAUGUUCUUGACUCUUGACCUCUUGUUCUGGAGGAGAGAGUUGAAUAAGAGCAUGGCUCAGGCUAACUUUUUCCUAGCUUAAUUUGAAGACCUGAGGGUCAUGGGGAAAACAAAGGUAAUGUUUCCUUGAGAGUCAUCAUAGUGAUUUUUAUUCCCUGGGGGCUGCUAAGAGGGAAGAAUAUGUACUAGAAUGCUAUUCUCUAGUAUCACUUGGGCUGACUUUCUUCAUAGCCAGCUCUGCCAGUGAUGAAGGUGGCAGCUAUGUCACUCGGGUUAAGGGGGAAGGAGCCAACUUUCCUGGCGCCUCAUUAUUUUACCUGUAAAAUGAAGAUGGUUAUGCCUGCUCACCAAGAGGCAUGUCAGAGACUGAGGAUAUUGAUUUCAUUCAUCCCCAGUCUGGAAGUAAGGGGAAGUAAUGUCCUGGAGACAUUACUGGAAUAUAAUGAUGUCCCUGGACCAUGCCAUGUAGGGGCAAUAAAUGGUUUUCCUGUUUGCAUUUCUGGUUACCAUCAGCACCCUGAUGAUAAACCAAAGGGUUGUUGUUGUUGGUUUUGUAAUUUUGGUCCGUUUGGUUUCUUAGAAUAGAGAAAGGCAUCCAAAUUAGAAAAAUAGUACCUGUUUGUUUUAGUGGGCGCUUGAAUCCAAUAUGUAGCCUUGUAAGUAUUUAGUUCCCUGUCACAUCCCCUCUGCCUGAGAGGCAUCCAGGUAGAGGCACAGACCCUAAGGGGUGAGGAUGGCCAGCGAACAAGGCCAGGGAAUUCCUUCUGGCACUACAGUGACACACAGAAAAUGCUCCUGUAUUGUGUGUAUGGGUGGAAGGGGAGGAAGCAACUGCUACAUUGAGAAACCCAAAGAUAUGUGAAUUUGAAGGAAAUGGAAAAAGUAAAUAUUUGUCAAUAUGAGAUGAUGCCUUGAUGACUAAGAACAACUGAAAGGCCGUGUCUGCUAACCUGGGCCGUACUCAGAACAGGGCUAAAUAAAGGGGAUUCCCAGAGGGAGCAUCUUUGUGACAACUCUCUAGUGAUUAGAACCAGUGGAGAACUAUGUCUUAGUGGCAGGAGUAGACUGAAAGUCCCUCCAGAGCAUAUGGUUGGAUCACAGCCACUUGACUUUGGGCAAAAUACAAAAAAGGUACAAAAGGGUUCUCUUGGGGACAGGAAGGAUGAUUCCAGAUUUGGAUUGAAGAUUGCUUGCCAUUUUAGGUUCGUGAAAAAGAUCAGAGCAGUGCUCCAUUUGCACGGGCAGUUUCCCCCACCGCACUAGUCUGCACUGGUCAUCACCUCUCACAGCAUCUUCCCCACCCAGCACUCCACUCAGCCCCCUCUGUAUCCAACACCUUUCCCAGCCCUCUCUAUAUCCAACACCUUUCCCACAACCUCCCGUCCAGGUGCACCAUCACUUCAAAUGUAGCAGCUACGCGAUCUCCCAGCAUUAAGCCAACCAUGAGAACGCUGGCAGCAGAAGGAUGGGAAUGGAAACAGCCGUGCCUCUGGAAAUAACAGCUCCCUGGGAAUUCUUAUUAAGUCAUUUCUACAGGUACCAAAAUGUGCCCCAGAAUCCCUUCAUUUUCUAAUGGAACCAGGAGUGCUCCGUUUUCCCUGACAGCAAAUCUCCCCUGAGAAGUGGUACUAGACCUUGGGUUGGCCUGCCUUGCAGCUCUUCGUGAUAGCCUCCUUUUCAUCCCAGGCUCCUUCCCCUGGCAUAGAAUUGACUCCCUUGCAGUACUUUGGCCAAGUGGCACUUUCUUUGAAUUUAUUUUUUUUAUUUUGCUGUGGUGGUGGUUCUUUCUUUGCCAGUUACCUUUUCUCACACAUAUCUUUUUCCUCCUCUUUCCUUCUGAUUUUUUUUUUCUGCCCAGAAAAACCUGACUUCGAUACCAAAAAAAGAUAAAACUACAGAAACUCAAAUUUAAAAAAAAUUAAAAAAAAAUCCUCAACGAUUCUUUCAGCUUUAUUAACAUUUUCCAUUGUUUCUUGCAACUUGUGUCUCGUUCUUUGUAGUAUUGAUGAUGAACAUUUGAUAAUGAAUGUUCUUGUAUAUUCAGAUAAAGGAAAAAAAAACCAAAAAAGCGGUCUGAAUUUAAUAGUGUUUAUAAUAAAAAUUUUAAAAAUGACCCUCAUAGCACGCAAAACAGGAUGGGGAAAUCUCCCCUUCUUUCUGUGACAAUGCGCAUCAUUCCUGCAUUAGUUUUUAACACCAAACUACCUACAUUCUUCAUUUCCCCCAUUUUUCUUUUAUUUUCUCACAUUUGUGAAUUAGUUCAAGAAUGCUAGAAAAGUGUCGAGUUGUGCACAUCCAUUUCCUGUUUCACAAUGUUUAAAAGUGACAGUAAUUCAUUUUGUAAGCUAAAAAAAAAAAAGUUGGAAUAGUGAACAUAAUAGGUACAACCUAACACAUUAUCAUGUUUAUUAACUUUGAGACCCAGAAAUAAAUUCUUUCUUUUCUUUAUUCCUGCCCUUAAAAAAUACAAAAAAAAAUACUAUGUUUUGUUUUGUGUUGUUUUUGGUUUGUUUAUCGGGGGAGGGGGGCUUUUUUAUUGUCAGGAUUAUGAACUUGCUCUUUUUAUUCCUUACUAUGUACACGAGGUGAUGUGAAAAGAUGACAUUGGUAGACUAGGCAGUUUCCUUGUUCUUCUACUUUGGUUCAGAAUUCAGUUGACUCAAAAACAAAGAUCGGUGUUGCAUCGCUCACCUGCACUUCAGAAAGGGUGGCAUCCCUGGGGUCCCUGAGAAAAAUGAAGUCAGGGACUUGGGCUCUUUUGGCCCUUUAAAAAUUCAAGGAAUCAGUUCAGAGGACCUUGAAUACUGUGGGGAAAGGAUUUUUGCCUUGUUUAUUCUGAGUAUCACAGAGGACAUGCCUUCUUUUCUGUUUCCCUGGCUAAUACCAACAUGCCACAAGGCCUCUUCCAACUAGGAAGAAUUUUUCUUCCAGAAGAAUCCCACAGGAGAUGCUGAUGUGAAGGGCAUCAUUGGCUCAAUAAACUAGAUCCACAAAGCAGUCCUUGGAGCUGGUCUGCCUCUUGAUCCUUUUGAGUUCUGAUUUUGGAUGAAGAAUUGGUGAGAUAUCGAGCGAAUGCACUUACUGAGCUAUAGUUUCAAGUUCAGAGGCUAAGUUUGAUUUAUUGACAGUAUACUUCUCAUUAACCUCUGAUUUAGGUCACUGCUUAAAGUAAAAUGUAAGACUGGCCUGAUUCGGAAUGUUUUUAUUAGUUGUAGGAAAAAAUGAAAGCAAUGUUAUCUGGAAGAAACUUAUUUUACAACAUCUCUCAUUCAGCAAAUUAUUAAGUGUUCAGAAAGCAUCCAGACCUAAACAAGAAAAGUGAAGAAAGAGAGCAGAAUUGUGGAGCAACCCUUUAGGAAGUGUUUCCACCCAAACACAUGAGCUCUUGUCUCUUGUUUUUAAGUCAUAAUAAAAUAAUGACGAGCUUUUCACAUCACCUUUUUUUUUUCUUGUUUUUUUGGUUUCAAUCCCUAGCUCAAAGCUUUCUGGAAUCUUAUUUUUUGUAAACAUUUUUUUUCUUUUGUUGAAACGAAUAAAACAUUCAAUGUUUCCCCCUUUCUCUCUUAUUCUUCCCUUUCCUUUGGCUUUUAAAAGUUUUCAAUUACUUUGAAAUGCUUUCCUUUGGUUGUUGGUUUUAUUCUCCCCCUUUCCCCCCUCCCUUCCCCUUUACUUAUUAUUAUCCAGAGUAUAAACCUGCAAAGCUCUGCUCUGUUUUGGUUUUGAAAGUUUAAGCUUUUUUGCUUCUGUGAGAGCACAGGCUUCUGUCCCUUUUGAUUCCAACUGAACUUUUGUGUUCUCUAAUGAUACUAACACGGUGUAGGUUUUACAGUCUCCUAAUUUGUACUGGUAAUGCAUAUUCCAAAUAAAUAGUUUCUUUUGUUGCAAAAAAA
Molecule: messenger RNA, 6905 nt
Organism: Choloepus didactylus (southern two-toed sloth)
Lineage: Eukaryota; Metazoa; Chordata; Mammalia; Pilosa; Megalonychidae
Gene: PBX1
Product: PBX homeobox 1
Exons: 8
Coding region: 467-1510 (347 amino acids)
Biological process (GO): eye development; embryonic organ development; animal organ morphogenesis
Cellular component (GO): nucleus
Molecular function (GO): RNA polymerase II cis-regulatory region sequence-specific DNA binding; DNA-binding transcription factor activity, RNA polymerase II-specific
Source: RefSeq, a predicted model, not a curated record